UCCAAUAAGGACGCAAAUAGUUUUGGAUUCACUUACAAUAGCCCCAACCAGAAAAUCCUGUUCAUGCGAAGCAAAGUAAACACAUAAAAAGCGAGCCAUCACCGCUCUCUCUUCUUAUGUGUUGACUAGUGCGGUGCCUGUGUUAGUCAGACAAUAAAAGUCCACUGCGAGCUCCAAGGUUGCAUGCCUGCACUGUUUUCAGCCCUUGGCGAACAACGGACAGAGAGAAACAAGAUGGCCGCCACUCUGGAUGCAGAGCAGAUCCAGUGCAGCAUCUGUCUGGACAUCUUCUCCAAGCCGGUGUCCAUCCCCUGUGGACACAACUACUGCAUGCACUGCCUCGCCACCUGCUGGGCCACCCAGCAGCAGGCCCAGUGCCCACUCUGCAAGGAGGUCUUCCAUCCCCGACCAGCGCUCCGGGUCAACAGAACUCUGGCCUUCAUCACUGAAGCCUUCACAAGGGCCCUGUCAGAGAACCUUGAGGACAGGGAGGACGGCCUGCAACCGGUUCCCAGGGAAACCAAAGGCCCGGCCCGCCCCGGUCAGCAGGUUGACUGUGACGUCUGCACGGGGCUGAAGCUGGCGGCGGCCAGGUCGUGCCAGGUGUGCAUGAGGUCGUACUGCGAGGCCCACCUCAGAACCCACCAGUCCGACGCAGUGCUGCGCAGACACAAGCUUGCGGAUCCCGCCGCCUUCCCCACCAGGGGCCUCUGCCGGAGGCACCGGGGGCCCUUGGACAUCUUCUGCCGGACAGAGAAGAUGCUGGUGUGCGCCGCGUGCAUCGAGACGGACCACAAGGGCCACGACGUUGUUGUCGUGGAGACGGAGGCGGGCAGGGUCAAGGUGGAGAUGAAGGAGGCAGAGGAACAGCUUCUCCAGAUGGUGCAGAGCAAGAGGGAGAAGGUCCAGGAGAUCGCAGGCUUUCUGCACAAGGGAAAGGAGUUGGCGGACAAGGAGAUGCAGGCGGCGUUUGAGGAGCUGGGGGGCUUCCUCUCCGGAGUCCAGGCCGGCCUGCUGGAGGAAGAGGGGGAGGUGCUGAUGGCGGCGGAGAAUAAGGCAAAGGUGAUGGUGGAGGAGCUUGGGGAGGAGAUCACCCAACUCCAGAAGAGGCGCAGCGAGCUGGAGCAGCUACAGCACACCGAGGAUCAGCUGCACCUCCUGCAGAGUUUUCUUUCUAUGCGCGACCCACCGACCCACAGGAACUGGUCCAAGGUCCGUCUCCACGACAAAAUAAACCUGGGCGGGGCGAGGAGGGCCGUCACCAAGAUGGCUGCCUUCUGCAGAGAGAUGGAGAGGCGGCUGUGUGCCCAAGAGAUCCAAUUGAUCGGCCAGUAUGCAGAUGAUGUGAUUCUAGACCCAGAUACGGCGUGCCCUUGGUUGACUCUUUCCCCUGACGGAAAGCAGGUGAGCCAGAGCAUCCAGAAGAACCCGAGUUGGUUGCCCAGCGACCCCCGGAGGUUCCAGACGUGUGUGUGUGUCUUGGGGACAGAUCCCAUCCAGCAGGGGAGACACAGCUGGGUGGUGGAGGUGGGGGACAAGAGUGAGUGGGACGUGGGCGUGGCCAGGGAGUCCAUCAACAGGAACGGCAUCAUCAGGGUGGAGCCCGAUCAAGGCUACUGGGCCAUCUGCCGACGCAAAGGCGGGGCCGUCACCCCCUGCCCCCCCCCACUCAUCCAGCCCCGCCUCCAGGCCACCGACCCCACCCGGCGGGUGUGCGUGUUCGUCGACUACGAGGAGGGCUCGGUCUCCUUCUACGACGUCGACGCCCACAUGCCCUUGCACACGUUCAGCGGCUGCCAUUUCACCGAGCCCCUCUACCCCUACUUUAACCCCUGUCUCCGUGACAACGGCAUGAACACCGCCCCCUUGGUCAUCUGCCCCGUCGAGGGCCAGAUGACGGGGCAGUAGGUUGGGCCAGGGGUUGUCCCAACCUUUGCUGGCCCUUGACUGACCCCAUGUUUAUCAACUGCAUGUUAUAGUCAACCCGGUAUCACGCGAUUUCGUGCUCAUGCGCACAAACGUUAAUCUGUGUGCAUCGUGUCCCAGAUCAGGAUUGUCCGA
This is a messenger RNA of Gadus morhua (Atlantic cod), 2061 nucleotides long. Its product is annotated as nuclear factor 7, brain-like. Lineage: Eukaryota; Metazoa; Chordata; Actinopteri; Gadiformes; Gadidae. The coding region runs from base 184 to 1908 and encodes 574 amino acids. Gene Ontology annotation, molecular function: protein binding; zinc ion binding. The record is from RefSeq and is a predicted model, not a curated record. The transcript has 10 exons.